AUGUCGUUGUCUAAAUUACCUUUCGUAAAGCACAAGAAGAGUUUACCAGAUGAUGAGCUCAUCAAGGUCUUAUUUGUAAACCCUAAUUCAACCCAAGCAAUGACCGAUGCCUGUUUAAAGAUAUUGGCUGGUCAUGUAGCUCCAGACACUGUGGUUUACGGGUACACUGCACCAUUUGGUAAGGCACCCAAUGUGAUUGAGGGUCAUCUCGAUGGUAUUCAAUCUGCAAUUGCCGUUAUGGAAGAUGCUUACGAUGUAAUAAACCAAGUCGAUUGUGUACUUGUUGGAUGUUUUAGCGACCAUCCAUUGAUAAAAUCUAUCAGGGAAGAAUUUGAUGAUGUUGUGUGCAUGGGUAUCGUGGAAGCAGCCGUGUACUCAUCCAGGAUCAUUGGAUCAAAAUUCGGUAUUCUUGCAUCAAUUUACAAGGCUCAGUUAAGAGAUGAGGAAACCAUAGCAGGUCUUGGCAUGUCCACAUUUUGCGUUGGAUUGUUAAGUUCUGGUAUCAAAACCGUAUCGGAUUUGGUCAAAGUGGAAGAAGCUGAGCUUCAUAAAACAAUGUCUAAAACUGCCUUGACCUUAGUAGAAGAAUAUCACGCAGACACCAUCAUCUUGGGCUGUGCAGGGAUGAGCGACUUGAAAAAUGCUGUUGCAAACGCUUUACAGCAGAAUGGCUAUGAAGUGCCAAUUAUUGACGGAGUGGUAUGCGGGAUCAACAUUGUUUCGGCUGUCUACAGAAGUGGAUUACACGGUACAUCCAAACAAGGAGCUUAUUCAAGUGCUAGAAAGGCAAGAGAACUAAGAGGUGAUACAGUUGAAAUCAAGAAGUCAUGA
Molecule: messenger RNA, 831 nt
Organism: Kluyveromyces lactis
Lineage: Eukaryota; Fungi; Ascomycota; Saccharomycetes; Saccharomycetales; Saccharomycetaceae
Gene: DCG1
Product: Dcg1p
Exons: 1
Coding region: 1-831 (276 amino acids)
Source: RefSeq, a predicted model, not a curated record